AUGGUUCACUCGACGAAACCCACUGACACCCCGGUGAGGUCCGCCAUAACUCCACGCAAAACAUUGCGGGAAAGAUUUCUCCAUCGCCUGCCCAACUACAAUGGUCCCUAUAAUGUCGGUUACAUGGACAUCGAGGUCCCUGCUCGGAACCCACGCCCCAUUUCAAAUUUAAGGCGCGGCGGGAAACCAGUUCUGAGACUCGAUACUGUGUUAAUGGGAGUAUACUACCCGUGCGAUGUGCAAAAAACCAUCGAGGCCUCAGACAAUGCACAUAGCCUCCAUCGUGUAAACUGGAUGCCAGCGCCAAGAAUAGCCACGUCAAAGGGAUAUGCCAAAUUUCUCAACAUUCCAUCAGCACCAGUCACGGGAUAUCUGGCGUGCACUUCACUAUUCACAAAAUUGCCAGCCUUUCGAAACGCCAAGUUAGCAGACUACUGGGCUGGGAAUGCUUCGCAAUGCAACGUGUCGUCAGACAAGGAGGAAAUUGGAAAUAAAGGUUGCCGCACCGAGAAACCCAGGUUUCCCGUUGUGAUAUUUAGCCACGGACUCGGGGGUUCGAGGCUAUGUUACAGCACAAUAUGCGGCGAAUUGGCCAGUUUCGGCUUUGUCGUGGUCGCGAUGGAGCAUAGGGACGGAAGCGGAGCGAGAACACUAGUGAACCUGCCUGAUGAUGUGGACGCUGCCGAAAUUGAAUCCUCAACAGCAGAGAUUAUUUCUAGAAACGAGGAAGAUCAUGGAUCCAGGACCAAGAACAAAAAGAUUCAACGACGGAGGAAACGCGGAUUGAACCCGUACUACAUCAUGGACUACAUCUUGCCAAAGGAUAACGCCCAGGAUACCUCACCUCACAACCCUCGCGGCGUGGACAGCAAACUUCGAAAUGCUCAGAUCGAACUGAGAGUAGAGGAGAUUAAAGAGGCAUACCAUGUCCUAUCUCUCAUACACGACGGUAGAGGAGACGAUAUCGCACGAUUAAACUUGCGAAAGAAGGGCAACAUCGGUUCCAGCUCUCGAGGGCUCGAUGGAAUAAUUUGGGACAGUUGGAAAGGCAGUAUGUUUCUACAGAGGGCUACUGUCAUGGGACAUUCGUUUGGAGGUGCCACGACAGUACAACUCUGUCGGGACCAGUCUCUUAGCUGGCUUGGCCAAGGUAUUAUUCUUGACGCCUGGGGCCAAGGCACACCCGCCAGAGGUGACGACCCUGGUAAUAUUGUUUCCAGGCCCAUCAUUGCCAUAUCGUCGGAAGCAUUCAUGCAUUGGAAGGAGAAUUUCGAGCGUGUUGUCGGAUUUUGCCAAGAAGCGAGAGAAUCUAACUCUUUGAGCUGGAUGUUGACGAUUGUGGGCUCAACGCAUCUUGCCAUGACGGAUUUCGCCGUCCUGUAUCCGCACUGGAUGUCGUUCUUCAUGAAGUCAAUGGUGAACCCGCUACGAGCCUGCUCCCUAACUAUUGCCACCUCUUUGGAGUUCCUCAGCUUAACUCUGCCGCCCGAACACAUCAAAUUCCCAACAUGGGUAAAUGACGAUUUACUGACAUCGGCACCAGCACCAAGUGAACCGGAGGAAGCACUGCGAGAGGAUCAUGCGCCGGAUGACAAAUGGGUGGCAGUGAGACUCAAGAUCCCGAAUGAGUUCUCAAAGAGAUUUAGAGCAUGGUGCCGACGAUUUUGGCGGGCAGUGAUAUGUGCAGCCGUGGAAGGUGAUGAGUUGGGCAAUGGGCUCCACGACUACACUGAACAUGAUGAGUUGUGGACGCAUAUUAACCCAAGGGGUGAGGAUGUCACUUCUUACAGGAAUACUUUUACUUGA
Molecule: messenger RNA, 1806 nt
Organism: Pochonia chlamydosporia 170
Lineage: Eukaryota; Fungi; Ascomycota; Sordariomycetes; Hypocreales; Clavicipitaceae
Product: phospholipase A2, group VII
Exons: 1
Coding region: 1-1806 (601 amino acids)
Molecular function (GO): 1-alkyl-2-acetylglycerophosphocholine esterase activity
Source: RefSeq, a predicted model, not a curated record